AGAAAUCAUGACAUCAUCUCCAAGCGCCCCACAAAGCGCGGAGACCACUAUGGGAGGACAGAGAAAGGCGGAGGCAGUGGUAGCGUGUCCAGGUGGUUCUCCUUCUCGUGCACGUUGAUGUUUUUACGAAUUAGCUUAGCUAGCUGCAAGACGGAUCAUCCUCAUCGUCCGGAUAGCUUGACUGAAACCAAAAAUGUCUGUCACAGAGAUGUUUAAUUAUAUCCAGGGCUUUCUGAGCGCCGACCAGGACGUCAGAGAGGAUAUCCGUAAGGUGGUCCAGACAUUGGAACAGACUGCCAGAGAAAUACUAACAGUACUCCAAAGUGUCCACCAACCAUCUGGAUUCAAAGAAAUUCCGAGUAAAUGUGCAAAGGCACGGGAGUUGUUCUGCACAGUCAGGACACAAAUUUGCAGCCUCAAAACAAAAUUUCCUGCGGAGCAGUAUUACAGGUUCCAUGAACACUGGCGGUUUGUGCUGCAGCGCCUGGUUUUUUUAGCAGCCUUUGUUGUCUACCUGGAGACUGAAACUCUUGUGAUUCGGGAGGAAGUGGCCAAGAUACUCGGCAUUGAGGUGGUGCGAGAGAAAGGCUUUCAUCUGGAUGUAGAGGACUACCUGGCAGGUGUGCUGAUCAUGGCCAGUGAACUGUCGCGGUUGGCGGUUAACAGCGUCACAGCAGGAGACUACACCCGGCCGCUCCGCAUCUCCAACUUCAUCAACGAGCUGGACUCGGGCUUCCGCCUGCUCAACCUGAAGAACGACCCGCUGCGGAAGCGUUACGACGGCCUCAAGUACGACGUGAAGAAGAUCGAGGAGGUGGUUUACGACCUUUCCAUCCGCGGGCUGGCCAAGGAGGCCGAGACUGGCGGGGACAAGUAGAGCUCGGAGGCUCCUGCACCUUACCCCGUCUGGAAGGCCAGACCCAGGGAUCUACCUGAGGCUCCAGCAGCUGAGGACAGGGUGUGCGCGUGGUCAUGAGUGUGUUUGUGCGAAUGCAUGCAUGAGAGGUGCUUUAGAUGGAUGGCAGUGUGCCAGAAAGGGGGGGGGGGGGGGCAGAGACGUUGGCAGAGUUUGACGCCCUCGUUCAAAACCGAAGGUUGUUUGAUUUGGGAAAUCUGUGUUCUCGGCUUCAUCUUAUUCAUUGUUAUUGUUUCACUGAGUUGGUUUUGCAAAGGUUCUGUCAAAUUCGCAACAGUUAACAUGUUAUUGUAAGAUAACAUUAUUGAUGUUUAAUUCAUUUGAGAAGCCGGCUGGAGACCGCUCAGUGGAGUGGAGCUGCACACAGCUUAUUUUUUUCUGGCUGUUUAUUUGCAAAAAAAAGAAAAGUGAAAUGUGUUCACCAGGUAUGCCUGGUGGUAUUUCUUAAGACUCUGUGUUAUUGCACCCUUACAGAUCCAGGAGCCUCAUUUAUAAAGGAAAUAGUUGAUGCAAAAUGAUGCUAACCAAGCACAUUUUACAGCAUCCUUACCACAUUUUCAUCAUUACUGACAUUCAUAAGAAAAGCCUCUGUUUGGACUUAGAUCAUUAUCCCCUAACCUGCAUAUACCUCAUUUUUUUUUUUUUAAUUAUAAUGAGGCUUCAGGAGCAAUAGAGCCAAAGAAAUGGAAAAAUAAAUGCACUUCACAUGUUAUAAAGCUACUCUACGAUUCCUUUUUUCAUGUAAUUUUUUUCAACAGCAAGGUAACCUCGCAGAGCAAUGCCGAUGAAUGCAGUAUGUCUGAGACAUUUUAAUAUUUGUUUGUCAGAUGAUUAAGCUUUCUCUGGAAAUCCAUGAGCAUACACAAAAUAGUCACAAUAUCAUGUUCUGCAUGUGAAUUGUUUACUUUUUUCUACAUGUCAUUUUGCAAACAUGUCUUGAAGGUUUGUUUUCCAUUGUUGGCGUCCAUGCUUCUAGACUUUAGUGGGUUAGCUGGGUUGUAUGUUUUAGAAAAAGAAAAAAACAUGUUCACUCUUUCCAUAUUGUGCUUUUCGUUUGCUGGAGUGAUAAGUGCAUUUCACUUGUACCCUAUGUAUUCCUGUCUUUGAAUCAGUUGUCUUUACAGAUGCUUAAAACGACUGUAAAUAUAUUUCUACAUUCUACCUUUCCAGCGUUGUCUGACUUUACAAAUGAACAUUUUGCACACAAAAAAAAUACAAGUUUGUGUUUAAAAUCUUUUUAAUAUAAUUCACAAUAUAUUACAUUGCGGAAAUAAUACAUAAGGUCUUUCAAAUGCAAAUGAGGAAAAGAAACUAUGGAAUUCAGCAGGCUUUAUUUUUCUUUUUUUUCACAAUUUGAAAGGGUUAAUCUGAAACAGCAUCCUCCAACAGCACAGGAGUAUUUGUGUGGAGUUGAGCAGCCCUGCCUUCCAAAACACAGUGAUUUGCUACCUUUAUUAGUGCUACUUCAUAGCAAACAUAAAACAGUAUCAGUCUUAAAUAUUGGUUUUGGUUUGAUUCCCGCGUUGUUUCAACCUGCUGAAAUCAGCUUUGGUCAGCUUCUGGUAUGAAAAAUUGUAAAUGAACAAGACUGGAUAACAUGUUUUACCAGUCGUUAAAUUGGAAAACUUUUUAUUACUGAAUAAUAAAGUGCAUUAAAGAAAAUCCUUUUUCUAUUAAAGAAAAGCCUUCAUAAAUAAAAACACGCAAACAUAAGAGGAUCAGGUUAUCACGUAUCAGCAGCCAGGGACUGUCAGAGGAAUAAUUAUAUUGCCUGUAAAUUGGUCUCAUAAGUGCCAACAGAGGGCAGUCUAGUCUGUGCGAGAUCAGUGCUACUGUGGUUGCAAAUAUUUCAGUAUGUUUUAGUACAACAGUAAUGACAUACCAAGGCACAACAGCUCAUCGCUAGGUGUUAUAAAGGUAAAACUGUGUCAUGACGAGAUGGUUGAGUCAGGUAAACAGGGUUUUCAAACCUUUAUCCCAAAAUUGCCAUGACCCCAGCAGCCGGAGAGAUUUCCUGUAAUCAUGGCAACUU
Etheostoma cragini (Arkansas darter) is the source of this 2948-nucleotide messenger RNA. It is a transcript of the gene tsn, whose product is annotated as translin. Gene Ontology annotation, biological process: RNA metabolic process. NCBI's taxonomy places the organism in Eukaryota, Metazoa, Chordata, Actinopteri, Perciformes, Percidae. The transcript is spliced from 6 exons. Bases 194 to 877 code for a protein of 227 amino acids. Gene Ontology annotation, cellular component: nucleus; cytoplasm. Gene Ontology annotation, molecular function: sequence-specific DNA binding; RNA binding; single-stranded DNA binding. The record is from RefSeq and is a predicted model, not a curated record.